This is a messenger RNA of Aspergillus calidoustus, 900 nucleotides long. The record is from the annotation of a GenBank genome assembly. Lineage: Eukaryota; Fungi; Ascomycota; Eurotiomycetes; Eurotiales; Aspergillaceae.
AUGCUCCGCCGUCAAGCUCGUGAACGUCGAGACUACCUUUAUCGCAGAGCUCUACAACUCCGCGAUGCCUCUAUCGCCGAAAAACGAGCGCAACUGAAGGAGUCGCUGGCAACUGGAAAACAGCUCGAUCCCUCUGUUGCAAACGAUAAAACCCUCCGCGAAGACUUCAAGUUUGACGAAUCCCUACCCUCAGCGGACAAGAAGAACAAAGACUCCGACCUUCUCGACCUAGACGAUGAAUAUGCGCUCACGUCCGGCAUUGUCGAUCCCCGUCCGAUCGUUACGACUUCCCGAUCUCCUUCGGUGCGCCUCGGAACGUUUGCCAAAGAGAUUCGCUUACUUUUGCCCACGUCAAUCCGCCUUAACCGUGGUAAUCUAGUUCUUCCCGACCUGGUGUCAAGCGCAAACUCUGCGGGACUCACGGACAUGAUUCUUCUACACGAGCACCGCGGUACCCCCACUGCCAUGACCAUCUCACAUCUCCCUCACGGACCAACGGCUAGUUUCUCGUUGCACAACGUUGUGCUCCGCGCGGAUAUUCCCAAUUCUGCUCGCGGAACCGUAUCAGAGAGUUAUCCCCAUCUAAUCUUCGAGGGGUUCAAGACGAAACUGGGCCAGCGCGUCGUCCAGGUCCUGAAGCAUCUAUUUCCUCCGCGGGAGGCUGGAAAGGUCGGAAACCGUGUCGUCAGCUUUGUGAACAAGGAGGAUAGCAUCGAAGUGCGCCACCAUGUCUUCGUCAAGACGGGCUACAAAGAUGUUGAGCUGGCGGAGGUUGGGCCUCGGAUGACAAUGAGACUGUUUGAGAUUAGAGGAGGGUCCCUUGAGAAGGGCUCAAGUGGCGACGUGGAGUGGGCACUCACGCAGUACACCCGAACAUCCAGGAAGAAGGAUUACCUCUAG